AUGUCGAUGGCGAUUUUGUUAGAUGAUUUCAUCAAAAUCCUUGAGGCAGAAAAUCCAACACUGAUCACCGCCAUGGAUUUGAGGAUCGCAAAACUUUUCAUUGGGUUUUGUGUGUCGUAUGCAGGACAUCGUUGUGAUCUUAAUCUUACACAGACAAAAAGAGAAGAACUGAUCUCCUUGUUAGAGGAAUGUUUGGUGAUGGCUUUUUUCAUAAAUGAUAUCAAGAGGCUUGUCUUCAUUUAUUACGCACUUGGUUGUUUAUAUGAUCUCGUCCAUCAACCAGCUAAAUCAAUCGAUUAUUUACAGAGCCUACUAGGCCUCAUUACUGGUAAAGGCUAUCAUGCCAAAGAGAUGUAUGUUAACCAACGUUUAGGGAGUGCUUAUCAAUCAUUAGGAGAAUAUCACAAGUCGAUUGAAUAUCACGAAAAGACCCUAGCCAUUGCUAAAGAGAUUGGUGACAGACAAAGAGAAGGAGAUACUUAUGGAGAUUUAGGAGUUGCCUAUACAUUAUUAGGAGAAUAUCACAAGGCGAUCGAAUAUCACGAAAAGGGACUGACUAUAGCUAAAGAGACUGGUGACAAAAAGGGGGAAGGAGAUACUUAUGUAAUUUUAGGUAGUGCCUAUUCAUUAUUAGGAGAAUAUCACAAGGCGAUCGAAUAUCAUGAAAAAAGACUGAGCAUAGCAAAAGAGAUUGGUGACAGAGAAGGAGAAGGAAAUGCUUAUGGACGAGAAUAUCACAAGGCGAUUGGAUAUGCCGAAAAGGGACUGACCAUAGCUAAAGAGUUUGGCGACAGACAAGGAGAAGGAAAUGCUUAUGGAGAUUUAGGGAUUGCCUAUACAUCAUUAGGAGAAUAUCACAAGGCGAUUGAAUAUCUUGAAAAGAGACUGAGCAUAGCUGAAGAGAUUGCUAACAGAGAAGUACAAGCAGAGUCCCAUCAUAAUAUAGGUCAUGCUUAUCAGUUAGAAUCGAGCAUCAAAGACCUCAGCAAAUCAAAACAAUACCUAGAGAAGAGCAUGCAAUGCUUCGAGAGAUUGUUCGAUGAUUUAAAAGACAAUGACCAAUUCAAAGUUUCAAUUGUUGAUACAUUCAUCAAAACCUACAAGAUCCUCAGCCAAGUCUACAUCAAAACAAGACAAAGUGAAGAAGCUCUCUUAGUAUGUGAACAUGGSCGAGCACGUGCUUUGAGAGAUCUCUUGUUUCUUAAAUACAACACAACUGAGAAAGCACAAACAAAAGCACUGGAACUUGCAGAUGUCAAGACAAUUUCCUCUCAUCGUGAAGGCUGCAUUCUUUUUUACAAUCUUCAUUUAAACAAGGUUACWUAUCAUAGCUGGGUCAUAUCAUCCCGAAAUCCAUCUACCUUCUUUUACGAUGAAAUAAACAACCGCGAUGCUUUGGCAACAAUUUUGUCGAGCCUCUCUGAUGAUGAAAGAAAAACUACCGAAGCKGGAUAUUUUCAAUAUCUCGUUGACAACUGUUUCCAGCAGCUGAAUGUUAGAGAAGGAAAAGGAAUGAAAUGCGAAGACAGAUCAAUGAAGUCACUAGAGCAUGAAGACCUGGAGUGUGCAYCCUCGACAAACUCCUCGCAGCUUAGUGAAAAUGCUCUCAAAGCUUUUCAAGAUGUUGACAGAUGUAUUCUUGACGAAGAAGACGAUGACAUGGAGCCUCUUGAUAUGCUUUUCUAUAGACUAGUUUCCCCAGUACUGGACCAGCUGACCCACGACGAGGUGAUUAUCAUCCCUGACGGUUAUCUUUUCAUGGUGCCAUUUGCUGCUCUUCAAGAUCCAAAAACCGGCAAGUAUUUGUCGGAAACCAAACGCAUUCGACUGGCUCCUUCUCUGACGACGUUAAAAAUUCUACAAGAAUCCUCACAUGACACGUAUUGCAGGUCAGGUGCUCUGAUAAUUGGAAACCCCACUACUGGACAUGUCAGUCGUAAUGGUCGUACAGUGAUAUUCUCCCCAUUACCCGGUGCCGAAGAUGAAGCCAUACAGAUAAGUAAUCUUCUUGGUGCACAGCCAUUGAUAGGUAGCCAAGCAACAAAAGAAACAGUCCUAAGAAGACUUCAACAAGGUGUGUCAAUUAUUCAUUUUGCUGCACAUGGUAGUAAGGAAAAUGGACAGAUUGCUCUYGCUCCYUCUAAACCUACGACGUACUCGAGUCCAGCAGAGGAGAAGGACUGCAUUUUGACCAUGAAAGAAGUACAAGAGAGUGGAAUUCAUGCUCAACUGGUUGUCCUCAGCUGUUGCUACAGUGGUCGAGGAGACGUAAGGUCUGAAGGAGUUGUUGGAAUGACUCGAGCCUUUCUUGCUGCAGGAGCUCGUGCCGUUGUAGCGUCAUUGUGGGCCAUUGCUGACACAGCAACAAAGUUCUUCAUGCAGAAAUUCUAUACCCAUCUUAAGAACGGAGAGAGUGCGAGUAAGAGUCUGCAGCAGGCAAUGAAGGACAUGAGAGAGAUAUACGAGGAACCAAUGUUCUGGGCUGGAUUCUUUCUGAUUGGAGACGAUGUCACCAUCACAGUGUGACCGAACAUUAAUUAGAUAACUCAACAAUUUCAGUAAUUUCAAAUGAACGUUCAAUUAAUCUAUUAUUUGACAAAUGUUUUUCUUUAUAAAGCUUAUCAUAGUUGCAAGAACAUAGAUUCACACAAUGAUAUUCUAUUGAAUAUCACAUUAGAAACAGCUUAGAGAGCGGUUUUUUUUAACCCGUGAAGCAGAGUGU
Molecule: messenger RNA, 2722 nt
Organism: Exaiptasia diaphana
Lineage: Eukaryota; Metazoa; Cnidaria; Anthozoa; Actiniaria; Aiptasiidae
Product: tetratricopeptide repeat protein 28
Exons: 5
Coding region: 1-2526 (841 amino acids)
Molecular function (GO): protein binding
Source: RefSeq, a predicted model, not a curated record